UCUCUCACUCUUCCCCACUUUUCACCUUUAAACACUUUCUCUCCCUUUCCCUCUUCCUCUCUCAAAUUCUAGGGUUUUUAUUUAUUUAUUUAAUUUCUCUGAUUUCUCAAUCUCCACGUUUUAAUUUCUUGAAAUCUUUUUGCAUUUCUUUUCGAUGGAAUCGAUUAGAUCGCCCUAUUGGUGCUACAGAUGCAAUCGAUUCAUCCGGAUCCGGGUUCGAUCUCCCCAUGAUUCGCUCAACUGCCCCGACUGUGGCGGAGGAUUCAUCGAAGAAAUUGAAACACCCUCGCGAUCUCCCAUCCACCACCGUUUCCCUGUCGCUGCCAUGUAUUCCGACACGCCAAGCCCUGCGCUCAGCCCAAGCCCCACCGCCACUCCUCAUUUUCGCCGAACUCGUCGGAACGCUGGCGAUCGCUCCCCUUUCAAUCCCGUUGUGGUCCUCCGUGGACCCACCUCCGAAUCCGACGGCAUAGUUACCGAAAGAGGGAACAGAAAUUUCGAGCUUUAUUACGAUGAUGGCUCUGGCUCGGGUCUUCGUCCCUUACCUGCUAGCAUGUCGGAGUUUUUAAUGGGUUCGGGUUUUGAUCGGCUUCUUGAUCAGUUAUCUCAAUUAGAAGCAAACGGAGUUGGCCGUUUUGAGCAACCGCCUGCUUCGAAAGCGGCAAUUGAAUCAAUGCCUGUGAUUAAGAUCCUAGGGAGCCACGUAAGGUCGGAAUCUCACUGUGCAGUCUGUAAGGAGCCUUUCGAGCUGGACUCCGAAGCACGGGAAAUGCCUUGUAAGCAUAUUUACCAUUCGGAUUGCAUUUUACCUUGGCUUUCUAUUCGAAACUCUUGUCCUGUUUGUCGCCAUGAAUUGCCAACAGAAAAUAAUGGAAAUAACUUAGUGGAAAACGAGGCUGUUAGAGAUGAAGAAGCUGUGGGAUUAACCAUAUGGAGGUUACCGGGAGGUGGCUUUGCAGUGGGGAGGUUUACUGGAGGGACGAGAGCAGCGGAGAGGGAGUUUCCACUAGUGUUCACUGAGAUGGAUGGUGGGUUUAAUAAUGCGGGUGCUGCUCCUAGAAGAAUUUCGUGGGCGCCUAGUGGGAGAAGGUCACAAGAGAGUAGAGGUUUAGGGCGUGUUUUUCGGAGUUUUGUUUCUUUCUUUGGGAGGUUUAGGAGUUCGUCACGUUCAGGUUCAGAUUCUGGAUUUACAAGGAGAAGUAGAUCGAGUUCAGUGUUCGGUAGAUCAUCGAGAAGGGAUAGCGACUGGGAUUUCGAGGAUUGAGUGAUGGUCGAAUGUAUCUUUUGUUCAUUUUGAUGUUAGCCUUCCUGUCCCAUUUACUCUGAUACUACAAUAUUGCAGUUUUCCUAAGGAAGGGAAUGUUUGUAGAUUGUAUGAUUUUAAUUGGAUGUAAAUAACAACACUUUUGGUGAAGGAGUGGAGCAUUAGUCGAGUUUAGUUUCUGCCGAAAGAGAAAGAGGCUUUGAUGAGUCAUAAUAUGCAUCAAUGUGGCUGAAGAAGAAGAAGAAGAAGAGAAGGAGAAAGUUUUGUGGCUAGUUUGGCCACUUAGUGGUUGCUGAGGUACUAAUCCUCGCAUAUAAAUUUAUGUUAGGCCGCCUAAAAAUGUUCAAUUAGUAAGUUUUGUCACGAUAAGUUAUGCUGUUCUCUCUUGCUUACAUGUAUUUAUUAUCAGAAAUUUGUUGUUUAUUUUUAGUUCUUAAAUCAAAUUGAGUCCUAUAUGUUGCUUUUAUGGGUUUACUUGACUGGAAGCCAAUCUUCCUGCUACCAUUGGGCUACUUGUUUUAUAUUUUGUUUGAAUUACUUAACCAUGUGGAUUCUUAAAUAUUUUAAAUUUCCAUUCAAUUAUUCAUUAUUGUACAUAAA
Molecule: messenger RNA, 1864 nt
Organism: Gossypium raimondii (Peruvian cotton)
Lineage: Eukaryota; Viridiplantae; Streptophyta; Magnoliopsida; Malvales; Malvaceae
Product: probable E3 ubiquitin-protein ligase RHC2A
Exons: 1
Coding region: 155-1264 (369 amino acids)
Biological process (GO): protein ubiquitination
Cellular component (GO): cytoplasm
Molecular function (GO): ubiquitin protein ligase activity
Source: RefSeq, a predicted model, not a curated record